AUGUCUUCUAGAGCACAACGACGUCGAACAAAACCUUCAAUUACUGUGAAACAAGCAUUUGAAGAAAAUGAGAACGACAAUAAACCGAAUACUCAAGAAAUAUCUGAUGAAUAUGAAUCAUCAUUACGUGAUCAUAUUGAUUUAGAUCGAUUUUAUGAAAGAGCAUUUUUUACAAUAAAUAAUGUAACAGUUGAAGUUAUUUUGAAUAAUGAUAUAUUAAAUUGGUCAGAUCUAUCAGAUGAAAGCUAUUACGAUGGAAUUCAUCGAAGAAAAGUUUCUAAUAGAGAAAAUAUGAAUUCAAUUAAUUUACAUGAUGUUUAUGCUAUAUCACCCAUAUAUGAUCAAUGCAAUUCGUUAUUAAAUACAAAUGAAAAUCAAUCGAAUAUGACAUUACGUGGAUUUCAAUUACAUACAUAUGAAAUAAAGCAUGAUAAUAUUUUACAAGAAAUUCUUAUUAUUUUUCAAAGUAAUCUACCUAAUCAAAUGAAACAAUGGUAUCGAUUACUUUCAAAAAUGAUAUCUGAAUAUAAACCAUCACGUAAGAUACUUGUUCUUUGUAAUCCAUACACUGGUUCAAGACCUAGUCGAUAUGUUUAUAAUACAAAAAUUAAACCUAUGCUUGACAGAGCACAUUAUAAUGUUACUUAUUUUGAAAUCGAUGAUCUAUGUUCUGCUGAUGAAGUAUUAAGUAAUUUUGAAGAUGAUUUUGAUUCAUUUUAUGGCUUAGUUAUUAUUGGUGGUGAUGGCUCAGUAAUUAAUGUUAUCAAUGCAUUACUUCGUAAUUUAGCAAAAGAAAAUCGAACAAGAUUAGGUAUAGAAUAUGAUUUACCAUCAUUACCAUUUCCUAUAUGUAUUAUACCGAAUGGAACAACAAAUAUCAUAUGUCAGUCGAUUCAUGGUUGUACAGAUCAUUGUACACCUAUUCUUCAUUUACUUUUUAAUCAUCAAAUGAAAAUUGAUAUGUCAGCAAUAUUUGAUGCUAAUUAUAAUUUUGUUACAGCAAAUUUUAGUGCUGGAGCUGGUUAUCCAGCUAAUGCUCUUAAAUAUUUUACACGUUAUUCAAAUUUUAGUCCAAAAAAAACUAUUCGAAAAUCAUUUGCUAAAGCAACUUCAAAUAAAAAUCUCAGGGAAGGAUAUAGUUGUUAA
Molecule: messenger RNA, 1146 nt
Organism: Rotaria sordida
Lineage: Eukaryota; Metazoa; Rotifera; Eurotatoria; Philodinida; Philodinidae
Source: the annotation of a GenBank genome assembly